GCAACAAGAGCUUCAGUAUAAUGUCGCCGAGGAGAAGAGUAGACAUGACACCGAGUACAACUUGCUCAACAGUGAACAAUUGGUCGUCUAUCAAGCAAUUAUUGAGUCGACUCAGGACGACUAUGGGAAGCUAAUUUUCGUCUAUGGGGCUGGAGGAACAGGUAAAACAUUUUUAUACCAGACAAUCAUUUCAAGACUGCGAUCAGAGAAAAAGAUAGUCCUUCCCGUUGCUUCAUCUGGAAUAGCAGCCCUACUACUACCCGGCGGCAGAACUGCCCACUCACGUUUCAAUAUCCCACUCGAUCUAAAGGCCACGUCAACUUGCCACAUUACACCUUGAACUAUGCUCCCAGAGUUAAUAGAAAAGGCAGAUCUAAUCAUAUGGGAUGAGGCACCUAUGACACAUAGACAUGCUUUCGAAGCCCUCGAUAAGUCCUUGAGAGACAUUCUUUCUUUGCAUGAUCCCAAAGCCAAAACUCUCCCAUUCGGCGGAAAAACGGUUCUUCUUAGAGGUGAUUUUAGACAGAUCUUACCAGUCAUCCCACAAGACACCUGAGCUGAUAUUGUCUCUGCUUCCAUAAGUCAUUCAUAUUUAUGGGAAUCAUGCCACAAAUUCACGCUCCAGAAGAAUAUGCGCCUCAAUGAAGAUGAGAAAGAGUUCUCCAACUACGUCCUAAGGGUUGGCGAUGGGAACCCUCUACCUAAUGAGGUAAAUGAAUCAGAUGAAGAUGAAGAAGAUCAACUCAUUUCUAUUGACCGAAUGUUGGUUGAGGAGAUCAGCUCAGAUUCUCACAAACAAAUACUAGAAACUACUUAUGGGCGAACUAACCAGUGGAAAGGAACCAAGCAAGACUAUACAAAAAUGGCUAUCCUAACACCAAGGAACGAAACGGUGGAUGAGAUCAAUGAAUACAUGAUAUCUCAAGCUGACGGUGUGUCAAAGGAAUAUCUCAGUUCCGAUAGCUUCGGUAUGAUAGACACCGACUCUGAAAACAACGAGACAUUGUACCCAGUGGAGUAUUUAAAUUCAUUGAGCUUUCCAGGCCUGCCUGCACAUAAGCUUACAUUGAAAGUGGGUGCUCCUUUCAAGCUUCUAAGGAAUUUAAAUCAAAAGAAGGGGUUAUGCAAUGGAACACGUCUGAUUGUGACUUACCUAGGUCAGCUUGUUAUCCAAGGUGAAAUAGUUACAGGCUCUCAUAUUGGACAUAAAGUGUUCCUUCCAAGAAUCAUGCUAUCAGAAUCAGUAACUAAGCAUCUGUUCACCCUUGAAAGGCGGCAACCAAUCAGGCUAUGUUACGCAAUGACAAUUAACAAAAGUCAGGGUCAGAGUUUGAAAUGUGUCCUAUUGUAUUUGCCACAACCCGUUUUCACUCAUGGACAGCUCUAUGUUGGUCUUUCCCGAGUUACUACCAAGUCAGGCCUCAAAAUUAUACAAGGAAAGGAUCAAAAGAUAGGAAGAGUUAAAAACAUAGUCUACAAAGAAAUAUACAACGGUCUACCUCACUCACCAGGUAAUCCACUAUUAUUUGCAACACAAUACACAACGUUAUCCAAAAAUACUAAAUUCCUUUCUCUCUCUCCCCCAGAAUCACGAUCAGAUGCUCACCCAGAACAGACUCCCCGGAAUCACGAACAACUUUCUAUACCAUAAGAUGCAAGCAACGAGUAAGUCUGCCGACCAAAAAUCUCCAAACUCAAUAAUGAAGGUGUACUAACGAAAUUCUUUUAUAACAAUAGGUCCGCCCGCAAUAGAAAGUCCCAGCUCUACAAGACCAUUCACAAUAUACUUCGCAGACAUCGUCUACGUCUUAUCUUAUUUUAUUUUUUUCCGUUAGCUACCAAAUUCUAUUCCCUUUGGACAAUUACUUAUUUAUACUGUCAAACUAUUUUGUUUUGAACUGUGUGAACUGGCUAACGUUCCCUUUAAUCUUAAAAUUCACCGCCCAAAAAAAAAAUACUUAUGCCACACACAAACACAAUAAAAUUUGAUGAAAAUUUAAACCUACUAUCAAACAGAAACACAAUAAAAUUUGAUGAAAAUUUAAACCUACUAUCAAAUAGAUAACCUACUAACACAUAUUCAUAUUUAUCUAAACAGAAAAAA
Molecule: messenger RNA, 2104 nt
Organism: Brassica napus (rape)
Lineage: Eukaryota; Viridiplantae; Streptophyta; Magnoliopsida; Brassicales; Brassicaceae
Exons: 1
Coding region: 632-1651 (339 amino acids)
Source: RefSeq, a predicted model, not a curated record